This is a messenger RNA of Cuscuta europaea, 1446 nucleotides long. Lineage: Eukaryota; Viridiplantae; Streptophyta; Magnoliopsida; Solanales; Convolvulaceae. The record is from the annotation of a GenBank genome assembly.
GAUAACUGAAAAAACCUUGUUCAAUGUUUGUGGUGUAAGCUCAUCAAAAGAUGCUUGUAUUGCAUGUAUUAGGUCCAUUAUGUAUUUUGGUGCCUUUUGAUCCUUUAUGCAAUCAAUUUCUCUGAAAAACCCCAAGUCCAUUUAAAUCUGGAUUGUUGGGUGGUUGACAUCUAAGUUGGAUGUUCCAGCCAUCUUCAGUUCCUGAUUUCACAAAUUUUGUGUCCUUAACAUCAAUAUGAGGUCUAGCAUUGUCUUGUUGUAUGAUAUCUAACUUAUCUGCUAACUGUGGCCACUUCUAUUUGAUUGCUGGCAAUAUGUUGUUCAACAUCAUUUCUUUAAUGACUGGCCUAGUAAUGCUUAAAGUGGGCUUAGUUUCUAAGGUUCUAGCAUGCAUAUUCUUGCUUGAUCUCUUUGUUGUAUCUUCAUAUGUGAAAGGGAAAAUGCCUAUUUUCCUAUCCCACAAUACAUCCCCAUCACUUGCUAUUCUUGGCCUUCCAACAACAGCAAGGAACAUGAUUUUAGGAAUAAGCUUCUUUGACUGGGCAGUUCUAUAUGGAUCAAGCUCUGUGAGAAGAGUAUAAAAAGUACUGGUCUUUUUUGACAAGUACAACCACUUUUCAUCUAUGUGAAUGUAGUCAUAAAAAUCAUGAAAUGAUGGGAAAAGUGGACUAUUCAGGCUUUACAUGGUUUAAACAAAACUCUAACCUCCUCAUUUUCACAGCUUUUGUUAACAAUGGCUUGAUUGCAUUGGAGUAGCUUCUUAUCUCCUUACUUUUAAACUAUCUUUGCACUGUUGACUUUGAAACAUUCAUUGCAAAUGUCUAUGCUCUCAUAUUUUUUCUCUAAAUAUAAAGAAUUUUUUGCAAUUUGUUGCAUAUCAAAAUAAACUUUUUUGGCCCUACAUUUCCUUUCCACUUACUUUGCACAUUGAUGGUCUCUCCACUAUGCAUUUGCUCCUUUGUUUUUAGUCACAAUUUUUGGACUGUCCGAGUAGAUAUGUUAAAAUCAUUGGCUAACUUAGUUAUAAUGCCCCUCUGAAGUUUUCCCUCACAAGCAUGACCCAACAGAUUUUCAAUGAUGCGACUUCUGUCUUGUGGUGACAACUUAGGACAUUUUUUAUUGAAGGGUUGACGACUCUGUCCUUCAUUAUCUGUGUGGAUUGUGUGUGUGUGUGUGUGGUUGUGCAGGUCCAGAGGCUGUUAGGUCUGCAACGAAUAUGGUGUCUUGUUCUGGCAGGGGCAUGGUGUCUUCAUGUGGUAGGGGAGCCACAUUGAGGUCCAAAAUACCACACGACUGCUGAGAAAAGGCUGCCCCUUCACUGUCCAUUUCUGGAAGAAGACUUUAAAGUAGAAGUAGAAGUCUUUUUUUUUUUUGUAAAAAUAGAGGCAGUUGGGUGUAUUGAAUGUGGUGUUUUAUACUGGUAGGAGUUUGUGAAUGUAAUGUGCC